GUUUAUUCCACCUCCCCUUCCCUCCACCUCAGCUUCCCAACCCAUGUUCCCCAUUGGCCACAGUUCCCAGAGGGUGGAGACAAGCAUGGGUUAACACGACUGAGGCAAAACGCUAAGGACAACACAAGCUGAGUGCACCACUCACCUGCACAGGUGGUGUCUAACGCAGCCCUGCCAUGGCGCUGCUGAGGAGGAAGUUAAAGUUUUGUGUCAUGGUGGUGAUGAUCAACCUCUUCAUCUUCAUUCUCAUCGCUCGAAACAGCGGGCAAGAUAAAAAUGGGCUCAACAAGCUCCGCAUUCCCUCCAAAGCCUUCUGGGCCAAACUGGUCCCCAGCCCUGCCUACUGGAACCGCCAGCAGCAGAUCCUGGACAUUCAGAACAGUCCCAUCUUACUGGCAAACUCCAGCAGCGCAGACAUUCCUGACUGGAUCAAUGACACUGUUUUGACCUCUGACCUCUGUCAGCCUGAUUUAAAAGUUACCACUCAGGUGAAGGACUACAACUCCCUACCCAAUCGCUUUAAGGACUUCCUGCUUUACAUGCGUUGCCGUUCCUAUCCAAUCAUACGGGACCAGCCGGAGAUCUGCAAAGAGCCGCCGUUCCUGCUGCUGGCGGUCAAGUCCCUCGCGCCGCACUUUGAUCGCCGCCAGGCCAUUCGUCAGUCCUGGGGACGAGCAGGGGCCAUGGCCAAUAAAACGGUGGUCACCGUUUUCCUUCUUGGCAACACCACAUCUGUGGACCACCACCCAGACCUGUCCGAGAUGGUGCACUACGAGAGCAGCCGCCAUAGAGACAUCAUCCAGUGGGACUUCCGGGAUUCGUUCUUUAACUUGACCGUCAAGGAGGUCCUGUUUCUGGAAUGGAUUCAGGCUCGCUGCGCCGGCGCUCAGUUCAUCUUCAAAGGGGACGACGACGUCUUCGUCAACACGUACCGCAUCUUGAACUUCCUCAAGGGCCUACCAGAGCCCAAAGCCAGAGACCUGUUUGUCGGCGACGUCAUCACAAACGCAGGGCCUCACAGAGACAAGAAGGUGAAGUACUUCAUCCCAGAGAGCAUGUACGUUGGUACAUACCCUCCGUACGCAGGAGGAGGCGGCUACCUUUACUCCGGAGACGUCGCCGCUCGCCUCCUCAACGUGUCGCGGCAUGUGGCGCUCUACCCAAUAGACGACGUCUACACCGGGAUGUGUCUCCGAAUGCUGGGGCUGGCCCCGGAAAAGCACAAAGGCUUUAGGACCUUUAACAUUGAGGAGAAGUACAGGUCGAACCCCUGUGCCUACAAGAGUUUAAUGCUGGUUCACCCCAGGACCCCGCAGGAGAUGAUCCUGAUCUGGUCCUGGCUCAGCAGACCCGACCUCUUMUGCCAAUAACAGCAUUAUGGGUCGUUCCCAAAAGCCAAAUUGAGAAAUAUUUUCUCCUGAACAGAGUCGUGACCUAAAACAUGGCAGCUUUAAGUUAGGACUGUUUUACGAUGGGUCACUUGGAGCCUCAGCUUGGAACACGUGUGCUGUAGCAUAAAAUGGAAAGAUGCAACGUUGGCUUCACUCGAGUUUAGUGUUUUAAUUUCCUCAAAGUCGGGCUUUACUGUCAACCAAGCUUUACUCACAGGGAAUGUCUUCGUUUUUUGUUUUGUUUUUGUUUUUGAAACAGGUAUUUAUCACAACUAUUUAUGCAGGCUUUGUUGUUCUUUUUACACUGUGUGUCUGCUCCACUGCGGAGGGUCUCGAUGCUGUAUCUGAUAUUUUAGGGUUAAAGAAACAACUUUGAAGUGUCCACCGUUGAUGGGAGCAUGUAGAAGCAGAUAUUUUUGCAGCAUUAUUAGUUUUUCACACAAAUUUUUAUUUUUUAUUUAUUGAUCUUUUUUCCAGCUUCUCAAGCCUUAAAAAAAGGUUUCUGGUGAACACUUCUCGGUGAUCGUUAGUUUGUGCUGCUACUACCGUCCAAACUCCCUGAAGUAUUUAGUGGUGACACACUCCAAGGUCAGCUGAACUAGUUUCUCGCUCAUUGAAGGCUUGUACCUUUUAAUUACAAAUUAUUUAUUUAUGCUCUAAAAGUAGUGUUUUGAAAAUUUUGAGGCGUCACUUCAUGCGUUUGUAUUUAUUAUCGUCUAUCUUAUGUCGGAGUURUCACGGAGCUUUGAGGUGGAUGGACUGAGCACAGAAUUGGCUUUAAGGACCAGAAAGAACCUGUUCAGCUCAGCAGGUCUGGGCUUGAAGAGAUCCAAAUGCUGUCUAAUCCUGCUUUGCACAAAAUGGAAAACRACUCCCGGUUUCUCAAAUGUAAUUUGUGUUGAGCCUUUUUUUUUCUCCCUCUCUUUAAAGCAGAGCUGCGACUCUACAUGUAGACUCACGGGUGUCUGCGAUCAUCAUUAAGUGUUAAACGCUGCUUUAGUGUGAAAUUAGUGCUUCAAAGCGAAAUUCUUCCRGACGCAGGUGUGGAAAGCAUAUCCAAGUUGCUUAUUUUAGUGUCUAAACAAAGCUGUCUUUGUUUUGCUGGGGAUCAUGAAAGCAUCAUUUCAAAAUGGUCCAGUGGCUUCAGCGAGAAUUCGGUCCUUCAUGUCACACAAUGUUUAUUUUAAAUGUGUGAUCUGAGAAACUAUAACUGUGUUUCUAACACAUUUAAAGCAGAUCUACCUUUUUUUUUCCCCUCCACAAAGAAAAGAAACCUGUUUCAGUAUUUUAGUCCCUUCAUGUUUAGUUUUAGUCCUGGCUGCUUCGGAAACAGGUGUGUUGAAUUAGGAAGAAGUUACGUCUCAGUUAGAGCUCCCCCUGCUGGACAGGGUUGUAAAAGCUAAGUCUGAACCWAAACUAUCACUCAAGACCUAAUUUAUUUUUACCAUCUUUAUUUUAUUUUACCGUUUGACUUCAUCUACUCUUUAAAGGAAGACCUAUAGGAUUUGUGAUGUUGCUUUUAGUCUUCUCUAAGGACAGAAUAAUGGGAAAUGCCUCACGGUUACAGUCAGUUGAGUUAUUACUCUGUGUUGUAUUCACCCUCAUGAGGCAGAAUCCAUCAGUCUGCGUGUGUUGGAUAAAACAAACGCUAAAUAGGAAUCAACAUCAUUCUCUUGUAUUUAAAUACUUCUAUUUAAGUUUUAUAAUGACACUUUUGUGGCCUUUCACUGCUCAUGUACCAGUAAUAUUUUACAUUCUCACUGCACACAGUUUGUGGUGACUUCAGAUGUUUACCUGUGGUUUGUGUCAUUUUCACCCAAAUUUUAAUAGUUUUCGUUUGCCUUUAAAAUGCGUUUCUUGUCUUCACGUGCUGCUGCUUUAUGUGCUCGUUUGUAAUGUUUUAAACGGACCUCUCUCUGUAUUGUGCUUCACAUUGUACCACUUUUGUUUUUGAAUUCCUUUGUUAUUCUUUGUGGAACUCUCUUUGAUCCCUCUGCUGCUCCUGCCUCUGCUGUCUUAUCUUUUUUAAACUUCUUUUGUUUCCUUUGCAAAGGAUGCUUUUUUUUUUCACCCCAGCCAAGACAAAAAUCUUUUCAAAAACAUUAAAAAAAAGUUUGUUAUUCAGCUGAAUGAAUGGCCCAGUUAGUUUUGUCUGUUUAAUAUUUAUUCUGAUGCUUUUUGUUAAACCAGACCUCAAACACAUUCUGGGCACAUUUUUAGUCUGUUUCCUGUUUCGUCCUGAAACUUACUGUGGUCCAAGACGAUUCCCACAUCACCUGGUGUGUGUGUGUGUGUCAUGUGUGUAUGGUGUGUGUGGAAGUAUGAUGGUUUGAACUAUGGCAUAUUUCAAUAAAGUUCUAUUUUGUUGUUUUUGUAAA
Austrofundulus limnaeus is the source of this 3769-nucleotide messenger RNA. RefSeq names its product N-acetyllactosaminide beta-1,3-N-acetylglucosaminyltransferase 2. Gene Ontology annotation, cellular component: Golgi membrane. Gene Ontology annotation, biological process: poly-N-acetyllactosamine biosynthetic process; protein O-linked glycosylation. Gene Ontology annotation, molecular function: UDP-glycosyltransferase activity; hexosyltransferase activity. The record is from RefSeq and is a predicted model, not a curated record. Lineage: Eukaryota; Metazoa; Chordata; Actinopteri; Cyprinodontiformes; Rivulidae.